Molecule: messenger RNA, 1406 nt
Organism: Suillus bovinus
Lineage: Eukaryota; Fungi; Basidiomycota; Agaricomycetes; Boletales; Suillaceae
Exons: 5
Coding region: 24-1217 (397 amino acids)
Biological process (GO): mitochondrion organization
Cellular component (GO): SAM complex
Source: RefSeq, a predicted model, not a curated record
CAUAACCUUCUGCUCUCGGAAGUAUGAUGUCUACAGCAGCUACACAACCAACCUUGUGCACGCUGCACAUUUGGCCUUCCAGAUGGAAUCUACCAUCCGUUGACCCUACAUGUACCGCAGCAGUUCUCUACCUGCAACUGACCAUUCCAGGGAAAUUCGAAGUUACAGAAUGUACUAACCCCGACGUGUCCCCUAACGGAAAGCUUCCCUUUCUCACACAUGGCCAUGCCAUAGUGUCAUCCCUCCCGGCCAUCAUUUCCUUCGUUUCCUCGCUGGCAAAGUCUAUUUCAUCAGGUGCCAGGGAUCUCGACGCAUCUCUAAGUGCGCUACAAAAAGCAAAGCGAACUGCUUGGUGCUCGCAUGUUGAGGCGAAUAUUGGGGACCUCGUAGCAUAUUCGUUAUAUUCUGUGGACGAUAAUUUCUGGAAACUCACAAAUCCUACCAUAGCAUCUAUGAUUCCAAUUCCGCAGCGCUACUAUGUACCUGGACGUAUACGCGAAAUGUAUCGACCACGCCUGGAGGCUGCAGGUCUGUGGACACAGGCAGCCUCUGAAUCAGAGAAGGACUCCUUUGGAAAACGACAAAAGAAAGACGACCCUAAAGACGAGUAUGCGCGCGCUUUUGAACGGGACAAAGUAUCUGCGCAAGCGAAGGCAUCGUUUGCUCUUUAUGCGAAGUUACUGAAUGGACAGAAGUUUUUCUUUGGGGAGCGGCCCACGACUCUUGAUGUUUACCUAGCCUCGCACAUUCUCCUGUUGCUUGAUCCGCCAUUCCCGGACCAAUUAAUGCGAUGUAUUCUAGAGGAAUCAUACCCGACGCUUGCAGAGCAUGCGCGCAAUGUGAAGACAGAAGUCUCACAAAUACCGCAGCAGUAUCUUGUCGCUCCUGCGCAAAAACAGUCGCUGCUGUCGUUAAUACCACGACCCCUGAGCAACCCUCCGAAAACGAAAGAGAGCCGAAUGGAUGAAGUAGACCUUCGGUUUCGUCGCAUGCGGUGGAUGUGGUUUGCGCUCGCUUUUGGCGGUGUGGCGUGCUAUGUCACGCAACUCUUAAUGAAGGUCACCAUCGUGAAGGCUAACAGGAAACCUCGACGUGUGCAGUCUGAGAGGCGUGGAGCUGACCAAGACCAUGAAGCAAAGGUUACGGACGAAGAAGAAGGCGAAGAACAGGAAGAUGAUGACGAUGAAGGUGCCAGUGCCCAGGACGGGGACGAGUAGGGUGAUCCUAAUAGUCCUCUAGAGUCUAGAUGCGCUUGUGGCUCAGCUUGGUGCACUACAUUCAAGUAUACUGUGAUGAUGUUCGCCUCGUCUAUAGAACUACGACGGUUUCACCUCCUGUACCUCUCAAUUCUAUUUUGAUCCCACUUAUUGCUGAACUAUAUGUGCAAAAAUUAAUCUCGAGUAUAC